AAACUUGCAGAUAAGGCUCAGUGUCUCACUAACUCGAAGAUUUCCAAGUACAAGAACUAGAGAAGACAAUGGCAAAGGCAAGCAUGUCUGCCUUCUUUCUCAACUCUACUUCUCUUCGCCCUUCAAACCCACUGAAGCAUCCAAAAACCUUUCAUACGCACAUUCUUGUCGAUCCUCAGUGUCACAGACACAAGAGAAUCCGCUCCUUGCUAGCGUUGGCUUCAAGCGUAGCCUCCCGGGUCAAUGUGGAUUACCUGAAGAAAGAAUUCAGCGGUCAUGGAGUCAGCUUUGAAGGUAUUGGUGAUGGUUGUGUCAUCAAGAUGGCACUGGACAAUGGUAGUGUUGCCAAUGUGGUGCUGCCAAGUGGCCUGAUAACAUCAUACAGGCCGCUCAUGUGGCACGGAGCCACCAUGGAAGUGCUGCAAACAGCUGUGUACCAAGGCAAAAAUGGCGAAACAGUUAUCCGAGGAGGGGUGUCCGCAGAUUUCAAGCUUGCGAAUGAUGGUGGAAUUCCAUGGUCGCCAAGCACUUGGUCUCUUCAAAAUGUUAGAGGAAGUCCUCAAGAAUCUAUUCAGGUGGAGCUUGUAUCUGUUGCUCCAGAGAACAUGAUUGAAGUCAAAUGCCUGGUGACACUUCAUCAAGAUAUCCUAGGCUCAGAGUUUACCAUCAACAACACUAAAUCAUCAUCUAUCCAAUUGUCUGGCUCUGUAAUAAGCCAUCUCAAAGUAAGCACACCUGAUGCAACUUAUGCUGUUGGGCUACAAGGCUCAAAUUACCGCAGCAAACAGCCAAAGUCGUCAGGAUUCAGCAUUGUUCCUCCAGACACCAGCAGAAAGGGAACCUCAAAUUCAAGCCAAUCCCUAGCUCAGAAAACACUUCAAGCAGUGUUCUCCAGACAGGAAAUUGAAGACGAGAAGGAUCAUGAACCAAUGAAUGAAUGGUUCAAAAUAGAAGAAUCAGAGGGAGAGGAAGAUGAUGAUUAUGCACAUAUGACAGAGAGAAUGAGUAGGAUUUACUCCAAUGCACCUAGAGAGUUCACAAUUAUUGACAGGGGAAGACGAAAUUCAGUCGUAAUUCGAAAGGGAGGGUUUGAUGAGUUUUAUGUCUUCAGCCCUGGAUCAAACUAUGAGUGGUAUGGCAAAUAUGCAUAUGUGUGCAUAGGACCAUCUGCUACAUUGACACCUCUAGUUUUGGGUCCUGGAGGCACAUGGAGUGGAGCUCAGUACUUGUAUAAUCCAAACCUGUAAGUCAUGCUAAAGAAUAGAGAUUGUGAGGGGCCUUCUUCUUUCAUUUAGAACAAGGUUGCUGCUAAUUACUACCAAAAUUUGUCUGCUAUGUCAUUUGAAAGGCUACUUACAUGUUCGGUGUUUUUUUUUUUAUUAUUACUAUAGAACUCUCAGAAGUUCUUAAAUUUUCUCUUUUUUUCC
Messenger RNA from Phoenix dactylifera (date palm), 1427 nucleotides. RefSeq names its product NDH-dependent cyclic electron flow 5 (gene NDF5). Gene Ontology annotation, molecular function: glucose-6-phosphate 1-epimerase activity; carbohydrate binding. Gene Ontology annotation, biological process: carbohydrate metabolic process. Gene Ontology annotation, cellular component: cytoplasm. NCBI's taxonomy places the organism in Eukaryota, Viridiplantae, Streptophyta, Magnoliopsida, Arecales, Arecaceae. The record is from RefSeq and is a predicted model, not a curated record.